AUGGCAUCAAACCCAUCAACCAAACCUCCAGUCAAAAAACGCCCUAGGUUGAGCGAUGAGUCUAGCAGCGAGUCCUCUAGCUCGUCUGCAAAGGCUAACACCUCUCUUCUUUGGAGUCCAAGAGCUGUUGCUGCUGCCCAAAAUGCUUCAGAGGGUAGGUUACUACUCAAUAUGUUCAAUGGUGCUCAGAUCCUCUCCUGUAUCUUAAUUCAAAUGCUUUCGAUAGCCUACCCUUCACUUGACACUGCAGGGAAUCCAAUGCUUAGUCUUUGCACAACUCGACUCGAUAAACGAAUUAUUUCUUAUUCACCUUUACUCCGCGAUCUUUACUGGUGUGUUGGUGAGAAAAUGCAUCUUCACACCAUGAAUAGACGUCGAGCUGCACUUGGUCAACGCUCAGGUACAGCGGCUUUGCCUGGACAAGAGUGUGAGCACUGCAUGCAAGAUCUAGGUCCUUUCAACUCCUGUGUUGUUCUCCGCCUACAAGAUUUUAAAAAAGCUUUGUUUUCUGGCGCAUGUAUGAAUUGCUCGCUUAUGAAUCGAGCAUCAAGGUGCAGCUUUCGGGCCCCUCUUGCUCCAAAAUGGAUCCUCGAGUGGACUCGUGCGAACAAUCCCGAUCGCCCUAUGUCCGGUAGUGUUGCUCAAGUUGCGGGACAUAACUCUGUGUCUGCUCAUAUUGGCGUUCCUUUUUCGGUCCAUGACGGAUCAGCUGCCUCUAAUUCGAGUCGACCCAAACAGCAUGGUCCUGUGUACUCUGCUAAAUGGUACAAAACCCCUUUGGAUGACAGAUUGCUAGCAAAAGACAUCAAUGGCAUGAUUGCUGUUCGCAAGGAUCUACGUGGGAUUCGUGCUCGUGUGGCGUAUGAUAUCAAGAAGUUGUCUAAGUUUGUUGGAGACGAUGGGUUGGAGGAGGAGACUCUUGAAUAUAACGAGCGCAACCCAUUUUACGAUUAUGGUUCUGAGUGUGUUGGUGAUGAUACUGGUUCAGCACCUGCCAGAUCUGAGAAGGAUGAAUUGGAGGUUGAAUUGGGGGAUGUUGGUUCUUCUGAUGCUGAUUCUGUCGAUGUUGGUUCUCUCAGUGUUGGUUCUGUUGAUCUAGAUUCGGAUGAUGUUGAUGGUGAUGUUGAUGGUGAUGUGGAUGGUGAUGUGGAUGGUGAUGUGGAUGGUGAUUCUGAUGUUGACAAGUAA
Penicillium concentricum is the source of this 1188-nucleotide messenger RNA. Its product is annotated as DUF3716 domain-containing protein. The coding region runs from base 1 to 1188 and encodes 395 amino acids. The transcript has 2 exons. The record is from RefSeq and is a predicted model, not a curated record. NCBI's taxonomy places the organism in Eukaryota, Fungi, Ascomycota, Eurotiomycetes, Eurotiales, Aspergillaceae.